AUGUCGAAUACUCAAUCAGAUAGCGAACUCAAUCAAUCUUGUAAGCACUUGUUAUCUGAGUUUGCGCCGAAAGAAUUGGAGUUAUAUUCCUCCAAAUGGAAUGUCGAGAAUGUGAUUCCUGAUGACAUUAAAAGUCAAAUAACAUCCAUUUCAAGUGAAAACAGUAACAGUCAAUUGAGAUUUGUCUUAGCGUUUCUAAAUAUUGUCAGCUUAUUGAAACAACAGAAGAGAACAGGCUGGUUGAAUUUUGGCAUUGAUGAUUGCGAAUCUAUUUCUGAUCAUAUGUAUAGGAUGGCAAUCAUCUCAAAACUAUUGAAAACCAAUUUUUUAAAUUCAAAAUGCGUUGAAAUCUCCAUAGUUCAUGAUCUAGCUGAAUCUUUGGUUGGCGAUCUCACUCCAAGUGAUCCAAUAUCUAAAAAGGAAAAACACUACAGGGAGUUAUCGACCAUUAUUUAUUUAACUGAAAAGUUGAUUAAACCUUAUCACGAGAAAGCGUCUGUUGAAUUUCUCAACUUGUGGCUUGAGUAUGAAAAUCAGUCGUCAAUUGAAGGAAAAAUAGUCAAGUCUAUAGACAAGUUCGAGAUGAUUAUCCAAGCUUUUGAGUAUGAAAAAAGAUAUAAGGGAAAAUUAAAUCUCGAGCAAUUUUUCACUGCAAUCAAUGCCAUCCAGGUCGAGGAAGUAAGAGACAUGGCGGAUGAAUUAAUCAAGGAAAGAAAUGAAUUUUGGCUUGCUUACAAAUGA
Ascoidea rubescens DSM 1968 is the source of this 741-nucleotide messenger RNA. It is a transcript of the gene YGK1, whose product is annotated as 5'-deoxynucleotidase. The transcript has a single exon. The record is from RefSeq and is a predicted model, not a curated record. Bases 1 to 741 code for a protein of 246 amino acids. Lineage: Eukaryota; Fungi; Ascomycota; Saccharomycetes; Ascoideales; Ascoideaceae. Gene Ontology annotation, molecular function: 5'-deoxynucleotidase activity. Gene Ontology annotation, cellular component: cytoplasm.